AUGUCCACCGACGAAGGCACCUACGCGCCCAAGUCGCCCGAUCUUUCUUCUUUCUUCUCGAGUGGACCCGAGUCCGCCUUCACCUCUGCGUCUGCUUCUGCUUCUGCUUCUGCUGCACAACCACAGCCAACCUCUGCCCCGAAUCCCGCACUUGGACCAGCUCCAGGAUCAUCAUCGUCAUUGUCCGGAUAUCAACCACAACCACAUGCACCACCGCAUCCGUCCUCAUCCACCGCAUCCACUUCCACAUCCACUCUGACCCAGCCGCAGCCUCACCCUGGGUCUGGGCUGCCGUACGGUCAGCCACAACCACCGCAGCCCCACCAGCACUACCACCACAACUCUUAUUCUCCCGACACCUAUAACAACUUCGAUUCCUAUAGCGCCCAGUCCCCCGGCGCUCCUCGACCUCUCCAACAGCAGCCCUACUUCCCUCCCCAGCAACCCCACGACCAGUACGGUCAGAGCCCGCUCCAGGCCCAACAGCUAGGAUACGCCAUAUCCCCGCCCAUAUCCGGUCACGGCGGGCCCCAGCCCUACUAUUCCGCCUACACCGAUACCCAGCAAAACCAUUACCAGCCCCUACCGGCGCAGACACACCUGCCGCCCGCCUACGAUCGAAACAGCGCCGUGGACCCAGCAAGUCCCAUGCCGCCCCGGAAGUCGGCCGCUGCCCAGGCGGCUCAACAGCCUGAGAUCAUGGAGUCACCUGUGCGGACCAAGUUCCCCACGGCUCGCAUCAAGAGGAUAAUGCAGGCCGAUGAGGAGGUCGGCAAGGUCGCUCAACAGACCCCAAUCGCCGUCGGCAAGGCCCUCGAGCUGUUCAUGGUCCAGAUCGUGACUAAGAGUGCAGAUGUGGCCAAGGAAAAGAACUCCAAGCGCAUCAGCGCCCAGAUGCUGAAGCACGCCGUCGCCACCAACCCGCAGUGGGACUUUCUGCAGGACAUUGUCGCAAAAGUCAGCGAGAAGGAGGACGCGGCCAAGGCGAGCAAGGCGAAACAGGAGACCGAUAGCGACGAGGAUCCGGAUGCCGAGCCCAAGAAGAAGGCGAGAGGCGGCAGGAAGAAGAAAGCCGCCUCGUGA
Molecule: messenger RNA, 1083 nt
Organism: Neoarthrinium moseri
Lineage: Eukaryota; Fungi; Ascomycota; Sordariomycetes; Amphisphaeriales; Apiosporaceae
Exons: 1
Coding region: 1-1083 (360 amino acids)
Biological process (GO): negative regulation of transcription by RNA polymerase II; positive regulation of transcription by RNA polymerase II; transcription by RNA polymerase II
Cellular component (GO): nucleus; negative cofactor 2 complex
Molecular function (GO): protein heterodimerization activity; transcription coactivator activity; transcription corepressor activity
Source: RefSeq, a predicted model, not a curated record